GAUAACAACGUGUUUUUCUCAUCUGAAAAGUUUCCAGGAUGUGUCUCAUUUUAGGGCCACAAGGUGCUGGGAAAACUCUGUUCCUGAAAAGACUAAAUACCUUUCUUAAUAUUAAGGACCAAGACCCUCCUGGAGUGCCUCCUACAACUAUACCCACAGUUGGGACCAUUUUGGUGAAUGUGAUGGUGACCAAGAAACAGGAAGUGGUUAUAAGAGAGGUGGGUGGAGUCAUGAGUCCAAUAUGGCCCAAGUAUAUAAAGGACAGUUCCACUCUAAUGUUUAUGAUUGACAUGUCUAACCGAUUACAAGUGGCUGCAGGAUGUAUCCUGCUUCUUACCACUCUCAGUGACCAGGCACUUGUUGCUGAUAAAGUUCUCAUACUACUUAACAAGAUCGAUCUGCCAACCUGCAUGAGCAGAUUUGAAUUUGAAUCUCUUUUCCGCAUGGAUGAUGUAUUACAACGUACAAAACUGCAGGUGAAGGUGAUGGAAGUGAGUGCUCACACAGGUCAGGGACUCGGUGAAGUGCUGAACUGGUUAUCACAUGACACUAGAGGAGAUGUCAGCUGA
Molecule: messenger RNA, 569 nt
Organism: Ylistrum balloti
Lineage: Eukaryota; Metazoa; Mollusca; Bivalvia; Pectinida; Pectinidae
Product: ADP-ribosylation factor-like protein 16
Exons: 5
Coding region: 39-569 (176 amino acids)
Molecular function (GO): GTPase activity; GTP binding
Source: RefSeq, a predicted model, not a curated record